Molecule: messenger RNA, 1633 nt
Organism: Eremomyces bilateralis CBS 781.70
Lineage: Eukaryota; Fungi; Ascomycota; Dothideomycetes; Eremomycetales; Eremomycetaceae
Product: survival factor 1
Exons: 5
Coding region: 363-1490 (375 amino acids)
Biological process (GO): response to oxidative stress
Cellular component (GO): cytoplasm
Source: RefSeq, a predicted model, not a curated record
AAUGAUUGAUUGAUGGCUUAGGUUGGGCUGAUGGUCUGGCGGUGAUGGGGAGAUCCCCACUGCCACUACAACCCCCGGCCAAACUUCGGCUUUCCUGUCCACGUUGUCCCUCGACCGCAGCCCGCACUUUCUUCCACAGCCAUAACAGGUGAUGAAUCCAUCAUCCAUCCCAUCUUCUUCACCUUUAUUAUCCAUUACACCUUUCCAACAACUGCCCUUUUCCCAAGUAUCAGCUUGCUCCGAUCAUAGCGUAGCUGUAUAUACUACAGUACCUCUUCAAUACCCAUAUACCGCUCUCUUUGAUACCCCAGCUAAACUACCUUUCCGUUCACCCUCCCUACAUCCUCGAUACCGGUCUCGUCAUGCCUCUCAGUUGGUCACAGUGGGGCCAAUCAGUGAUUGCCAACGUCGCUGGCACCCAGGAACCCGAGUAUGGCCCGGAAGCGUUCCAUAGCGUCGCCAAGCAGGAGGGACCCUUCAGGGAGACCGUGAAGGAGGAUUUCAAAUGGGAAGCUUUAGAGUCCACAUGCGUAGAGACUCAGACUUUCUAUCUGCUGGCCGACAAUGGUCACGUGGCGAUAUGCCAGGUCAUUUACAGCAACGUCAUGGGUAUCAAUACGACAUGCCAAUUCUCUUCCAAGCUGUUCUUCCCCAAGGAAUCCUCCCCGCCACUGUGGUCUACCGAACCCGUUACCAACCACAGCUUUGACGACGACCACUACUGCUUCAAGGCUGACAAAUGCUCGCUCGAUCUGUCCGAAGAUGGCACGACGAUUCAUGUCAAGUCAUCCACUUCAACGCAGGUGGUGAUUGACGUCAAGCUGACCCGCUUGUCCCCUGGUUUCGUGGUGGGAAAGGACGGGAGGUCCACAUAUGGCACGGAGCUGGACAAGCCCUGGGGUUCGAUGAGACAUGCUUUCUGGCCUCGAUGUAGUGCCGAAGGCUCGUUUAUCACCCAGGCUCAUGGGGUGAUUGACUUUAAGGGCAAAGGCUUGAUGAUUCAUGCUCUGCAAGGAAUGAAGCCACAUCAUGCUGCUGCCCGGUGGAAUUUCAUCACUUGCGUGACACCAACCUAUUCUGCCGUUAUGAUGGAGUUCACGACCCCACCAUCCUAUGGCCCGACGGUCGUUACCGUGGGAGGAAUUGCAACCGAUGGCAAAAUCCUAAUGGCAGGUGCCAAUAAUACCGUCACGCAUCUCAAAACCAAGGAGGACGGAGAGACGGCUUGGCCCGAGCCCACCGAAGUCAAAUAUGAGUGGCGAGGCGACAAAAUCAGUGCCGUGAUGGAAGGAGAGCUAGGGAAACGGCUAGACAGGAUCGAUGUUCUGGCCCAUGUUCCCACGUUCAUCAAGAACCUCGCCGGCGGUGUCGCCGGGACAUAUCCUUAUAUCUAUCAAUUCUCGCCCAAUCUGCCGCUUAAGAUCACGAUCGAUGGAGAGGAGAAAACUGAAGAAGGCAUGGUCUUCGCAGAAUCGACCUUCAUCGUGUGAGCUUGAACAACCAGAACAGUAUCAAUACUGGCCCCACACUCGCUUCAAAUAUCAUGACUAUCAUCACGAUCUGCCCUUGGAAUUCUUCCUCCGCGGUAUCAACGACACUCGCUCGACAGACUACAUAAUGUCUAAUCAUCAUC